CCGCACGAUCCAGUUACUGUAGCUGCCUGCUGCAAUGAAAAUAUCGUCGUUGGUGGGUGGAUUUAUUUGGGCCCAUUUCCAUCAUUUUUUUUUUCUUGUACCCCCAAACACUGACUGAGUGAAGACGAGCCACUAGGUCAAGCAUGUGGCAGAUAAUAUGGAUAACAGCAGACACCUCAGAAGCCAGCGGUUGGCCGCCACAUGCCUCUCUGUAGCCGCGGCCCCUGUGCCUGAUCUCCAUGCAUCUCCAACAGCGUACCUUUAUACUUCAUGAAGAUCUCUGACAUCGGUGAUGUAAUGAAUAAAUUUGAAGUCCUUGGGAUUGUGGGUGAAGGUGCCUAUGGUGUUGUUCUGAAGUGCCGACACAAGGAGACCAAUGAAAUUGUGGCCAUUAAGAAAUUCAAGGACAGCGAAGAAAAUGAGGAGGUUAAAGAAACCACGCUGCGGGAGCUUAAAAUGCUUCGCACGCUCAAGCAGGAGAACAUUGUGGAGCUGAAAGAGGCCUUUCGCAGAAGGGGAAAGCUGUAUCUUGUGUUUGAAUAUGUUGAGAAGAAUAUGCUUGAGCUGCUGGAGGAGUUACCCACAGGUGUGCCAACGGACAAAGCUCGCAGCUACAUCUACCAGUUAAUCAAAGCUAUCCACUGGUGCCAUAAACAUGACAUUGUUCAUCGAGACAUAAAGCCAGAAAAUCUUCUCAUCAGUUCUGAUGACAUCCUGAAACUAUGUGACUUUGGUUUUGCUCGUAACCUCUCCGAGGGAACGGAUGCCAACUACACUGAGUAUGUGGCCACAAGAUGGUACCGCUCUCCAGAGCUCCUCCUUGGGGCUCCUUAUGGAAAAGCAGUGGACAUGUGGUCGGUGGGCUGCAUCUUGGGAGAGCUGAGCGACGGGCAGCCUCUUUUUCCAGGAGAGAGUGAGAUUGACCAGCUCUUCACCAUCCAGAAAGUGUUGGGACCCUUGCCACCAGAGCAGAUGAAGCUCUUCUAUAACAAUCCUCGCUUCCACGGGCUACGGUUUCCUACCGUGAGCCACCCCCAAACCCUGGAGCGAAGAUACCUGGGAAUCAUCGGUGGAGGCCUGCUCGACCUUCUGAAGAACCUGCUGCUGCUGAACCCCACGGAGCGCUUUCUCACAGAGCAGUGCAUAAACCACCACACCUUCCAGACCCUGCGGCUGGUGGAGCGGCCCGGCCCACCCACGCCCACACCUGUACGCUCCUCCAAGAGGAAGCCUCACCACGGAGAAAACAACACCCCCAGCAGGAGCCAUGGGGGGAAGAGCUCAGGAAGCCACCGUUCCAGCAGCAGAGAGUGCUCCAGCUUACCCCGACACGAAGACGUCCACCCCAGCAACGACGGCUUUCUUAACGGCAACAUGUCUGCAGCUAUCAACCUCAGCCCCACCCUGCAUCCCAAAAACUACCAGCCGCAGAUCUUCAACCACUCCACCGCCUGCAGCAUGGACCUGGCCAGCAGCAACCUGCCACACAUGCACAGUCCCGGCGAGGGCAAGGGCAAGGGUGACUUUGAGAUGAACUUGGGGUCCAAGGUGUCAGACGGUCCCGGAGCCAAGUACCUCAAAUCCAACUUCCGCUCGCAGCAGAACCGCCACUCUUUUGUGGAGGGGAAGACCAGCACGCUUCAGUCGGGGGAGAAACACAGCCGACACAGCUACAUGGAGUCCCACGGCUCCACGCCCUCCUCCUCCAAGUUUGCCUACCUGAACUUAUCAAAGAGCUAUGGAACGCUAAGUGACGCUAAGUCAGUGGGGAACUUAAACGACGUUCAUCUGUAUGCAGAUGAGCCCACAGCUCGCUAUUUUCCAUCCAGCUGCCUUGAUCUCACGGCUCCGAGCAGCCCAGCAUCCCGCAGAGUGGAAAGACUGGGGCCAGGCGCGGCUCGAGGAAGCAUGCGCUCAGAAAGAGAGAGCAACACCCUGGACUCCUCCUACAGGCGCUCCUCCACCCGCCAUAAGGCCUCCGAGGAGGCCAAGUCACCAGACGCCCUGAAACCAGGGGACGGUAGCACUGAAAGGGGCCAUGCUCACUCCCUGUCCGCCCCGCAUGACCCUGUGUCUUACAGUCAGGGAUACACCAGCCCUUUCUCCUCCCAGCAACGACCACACCGCCACUCCAUGUACGUGCGGAGAGAUCACCAGAGGACACACGGAGGGGAGGAAGGGCUGUCAGUGGGGCAGGGGAUGCCCACCAGAGCCAGCAGCCUCCAGCUCCUGUCUCCACAGCUGCAGCACCGCACGCUGCCCCGCCACUCUGGGAGCUCCUCCAGAGAAGAAGACCUGAGCAGGAGCGAACAGGCACCCACUGAGGUCCCCCACAGCAGACCCCCAAUAAGGGACUCCACCAGGGACAACACCGCAUCUUUUCACACACAGCGGCAAAAAAGCGAGGUUGGCUUAUAUCAUGACCAGCAAGCAGAAGAUGGGGGCUCUUCCAAAGAGAACCGCAACAUCUACAGCGAAUCCAUGCCCAGGCGGGUGGGCAGCUUCUACAGAGUCCCUUCUCCCCGGCCGGACAACUCCUUCCACGACGGCAGGGGUCAGAGCCGGGGCUCAGGUUUGUCUGGAGACAACAGCAGCUUGACUGGCCACUCCAAACGUCAGCCUGCGUUUGACCCCUGGACUGGCCCAGAUACCGUAGUCUUGAAUUCCUCUGAGCCGUCAAAAGAAAAGGAGAAGCAGGGUUUCUUCAGAGCAAUGAAAAAGAAAAAGAAGAAAUCUCAAAUGAUGGAAGUCCCUGAUGCAAGGCCACCUGCCAUCAAGAAAUGUCUUUUCCCUCUAUUUAGUCCAAAGAAUAACAUAACGCAUAGGUCCUCAGUGAGAGUCCUCCCUGUAGUGUCCUCUGCCAUGGCUCCCAGUGAAGGAAUGGAUGCAGCCGUCCAGAAGUCCUCCAGGUCCUCAGGUCAUCAAAGCAGCCGCCACAGGACUCGUGACAAGAGCAGAGACCGGAACCAAGAGAGAGACCGCAACAGGGACAAGGACUGGCCCCCUGAGAAACUGUCCGAUUCACAUUCUCCAAGUCAACCACUGAAGUCACUGCGCAAGCUCCUGCACCUUUCAUCCUCAUCCUCCAACCAGACGGCCUCCACCGAUAUGCGCUACCAACCGCUGCCUAAUUCGGCCUCCGCUCAAGGUGGUUUCACUGAAAGCCGGGGUCACUCAGGGGUCAGCACGCCCCAGCUUAAGAGCCGACAGACAGCCUACCCGCUGCCGGGACAGUUGGAGCCUGGUUGGCACUCGUCUGCUCUGGGCCGCCCUGAGGGCAACCCCUACCCGGAGCAAAUGAGCAUCAAGGGAGGCCAGAAUGGGCACGGCUUUGGACGCCCAUCCAGAUCUCGCAUGCCAAACCUCAACGACCUGAAAGAGACAGCUCUGUAAUCUCCGUCCCCCUGCAGCUCUCACAUCCACCUCAGCAUCCGGCUUCCCUUCUGUUGCUCCUCCACCUCCCUCACAAAUCGGUGCAUCGACUGAACACACAAACACAAAUACCAAACCUUCUGUUUGCUUGCAAAGAGGCCAAAAGCCUUUUUAUGUCUUAAUUUUUUUAAAGCUUCCAUGUUUGAUAGACUUUAUAUUAUUACUUAUGUAAUUCUGAUUUUAGUUUGUAUUAUAAAGUAAAUAUAUUACAGAUUCAAAAUAUGUAUACAUAUGGAUAGAUAACGUGUAGAUUUUAAGUGUAAGUAUUUUUGUUUUUAUUAAAUGUAUAAAUAUAGUACAUUUUACUGUGUAGACUAUUCUAAAGCAUUCUAAACAAUUAAAGUUUAAUCAGUUGUUACUAUAGAUGGUAAUGUCAGUAACUUGUGUCCAUCUCACCCAAGAUUGUGACUCGUUCUACGCUGUCAUACCAGUAACAGAUGCUCAAAUGUGCAACCAAAAGUCACUUGUUUUCUUUUUUGCUAUGCUGACAAUCUGACAAUCUAAAGGCUUAAAUUUAAUUGCUCUUUUGUAGGAUAUUGACAUUAUUACGUCUUUAUGAAAUGCAGCCAUUUUAGAAACUCUGGUGCCAUAAGUAACAGAUAUUCUGAGCUACAUCGUCCUCUGCAGGACGUAAUUAAGCACUGCAUCUACUCUGAGACAGUCACGCUCUAACUGUUAGGCACUCUCAUCUUAAACUCUGUGUAAAUCUUUUUUUUUAUUAUAUAAACCAGUGUUAUGCAAUUAAAACUAUGAUUACACUUUAGUUUAAAAGUUAUUAUAAUUCAUCUAAUGAAAAUUAUUUAUUGAAAUUUGUAUCUGCAUAAGUGUUAUAACACACUGUAUGAAUAAGAUUUCCUAAUACUUCGAUCCAGUUAAUGGCAAGCAGCAUCCAAAGCUGAUGCUGAAGGAUGUGGCCGUUUCUCUGACGACUAUGCUCCCUAACAAGUCUUAGCUUUUGCUCUGUUUCAUAUGAGCAUCUUUCCAAGUGGUUCUACUAUAAUCGGCUACAAAAAUGCAGAAAUACCCACAAAAUUACUGCUGUAAAAAUCUCAUUAAAAUUUUUUUUUUUUUUUCUUCGUUGUUGUUUGGAAAUAUUUUUUACUGCAGCUAGAGGAACAAAAAAGCCAUUCUGGGUGUACUGGUGUAAUAACUCCCAUCCAUCCACCCAUUCAUCCAUCAGGGCUGUUAAAAUUACUUCUUUUUUUCUUUUUUAAAUCUGACACAGUCCCAAAACACUCUGAGUGGAGUGCAAGCCCUCCUCAAUCACCACCCAUAACCGUGUUCAUCUGAAUACUUGUUGUUGCUUCUAAUUGUAUGCAAGUAUAAUGUUAACUUCACCAAUUUAUUUCAGUUACUUCAUUAUUAAUUUAUUAACUCUGAACUAACAUUAGUUAGGUUUUAGCUAUCACUAUUAGCUAAAACUAUCAACUAUUAUCUUUUAGUUAUUGCAAAUGUUCAUUCCCUGCUUUUCACUGUGUUUUUAUUCAACUCUCUGUUUUUUCAUUUCAAUAAUGUAUUUAUUACUUUUGGCCUUUAAAAACUUUUCUUGUGUGCUUAUUUCAGCUUUUUUAAUUUGCGUGCUUAUUUUCAGCUUUUUAAAUUUCUGAUGAGAUCUUAGGAAACUAUUUGGGUUCUUCAUCAGUUUCAUUUUGUUUUGUUUGUUGUUGGAUUUUUUUUUGUCAUCAGCCUGCUAUUUACAUAUUUGCUACCUCAGUUUUUUAAUUCCUGUAGCUUAUUUUCCCAUUUUCGUUUAACGUGAAAUUUCCUCAUCUAUCUCCAUUCUGUGUCCCUGUUCUCUCUCUUUCAGUUGCGAAACAUUUUUCAGUUUAAUUCUCCUGACUUUAAUUGGAUGUUUGUUUGUUUUUUUUUUUCUUUCCUAUUUUUUAAGUUCAGCUUCAGUGCAGCAGAUUCCUUUAAUGGGUUGGGUGAUAUACCUGGUUGGGAACUGCUGCACUGCUGUGUUUUAACCAUAGUUAACCACUUGAGAACAUUUUUUUCCCUUUAUUUCAGUCACACAACAUCUGUUGAAAAAAAAAAUUGCCAGGAGAGUAGCUUGGCAGAAAAAAUAAUAAUAGUAACCCUAUUAACGUUGCACUUUGAAGAGACUUGGUGGCUCAGCAAUAUAUUGCCCUGACUGUAAAUUCUUCCUCCCUUCAUGUUUGUCGUGUGUGUAACAUGUGAAGACCGAGACAGGAACACACCGAGGCCAGACGUGACCGUGCCGUGUUGUUCAUUGUGCAUCUGUAAGAACUGUGCACUCUCUGUACUCGCCACAGUACGUUUCUCUCUCUCGAUUAUUCUUUUGCUGAAGGAGCACCAUGUAUUAUAUUAAUACUGACGUGUGACUAAAUGUUUGGUAAUAUUUAUAAAAAAAAAAAAAAAGUUUAUCACCUGUUUAAAUGAAAUCAAGUAUUAAGUUUGUACUUUUGUUGGAGACACAAAUUGGUAGCAAAGUCCGUGUUAAUGAACUUUUCUUUUCCUCCCAUUGGAGCAUUUCCAUGAGAAUAUGAAACCCAUAAAUCAAUGAAUGCUUAACGGUUUUAGAAUAUUCAUGUUUACAGAUGUAACGGUAAAUCUACAAUAAAACAAAUUAUUUGAUUUGACUGAACUGUUAAAUCUUUUAUUUCUCUGAAGCAGUGUUCGUCUCAGAUUCAGAAAGUUUAUGAAUAAGUCAUCAUAUUCUUUUUUUGUUAGUUUUACUCUCUUUGAUGUGAAGGUGACGAGGCUUCAGGUGGUGUUUGGAGCUGGGAUCUCCAACAAACAAAAUGUAUUAAUACAAUAUAUAUUUUUUUUCUUUACUUCAA
Molecule: messenger RNA, 6236 nt
Organism: Cololabis saira (Pacific saury)
Lineage: Eukaryota; Metazoa; Chordata; Actinopteri; Beloniformes; Belonidae
Product: cyclin-dependent kinase-like 5
Exons: 19
Coding region: 271-3393 (1040 amino acids)
Biological process (GO): positive regulation of axon extension; protein phosphorylation; regulation of dendrite development
Cellular component (GO): nucleus; dendrite cytoplasm
Molecular function (GO): protein kinase activity; ATP binding
Source: RefSeq, a predicted model, not a curated record